This is a messenger RNA of Raphanus sativus (radish), 549 nucleotides long. RefSeq names its product putative F-box protein At3g20030. Gene Ontology annotation, molecular function: protein binding. The coding region runs from base 1 to 549 and encodes 182 amino acids. The record is from RefSeq and is a predicted model, not a curated record. The transcript has a single exon. NCBI's taxonomy places the organism in Eukaryota, Viridiplantae, Streptophyta, Magnoliopsida, Brassicales, Brassicaceae.
AUGGCGACGAUCUCUGAUCUUUCAUGUGAUCUGGUAGAAGAGAUACUCUCAAGGGUUCCUAUAACAUGUCUAGGAGCGGUGAGAUCAACUUGCAAAAGAUGGAACACUUUAUCCAAAUCUCGGCUUUUAUGCAAAGCAGAAUCAAAGCAGCAGUUUGUAAGAUUCAUGACAAAGAAUUCAAAGCUGUGUUCAUUGAGAUUCAAUCUCCAUAAAGAAGGAUUCUCUGUGAAGGAGAUAAGUGAUUCAUUUGGGAUAUCUAAAGUUCUUGUCUGCGACGGCUUGUUGUUAUGCGUCACUGUCACAAGAGACGAGAAGGACGAAAUUAUCCAACAACGCCUCAUGGUGUGGAACCCGUAUUUGGGACAAACAAGGUGGAUACAACCAGCAAGAACAGCUUACCACUGCGAAUCAGACAUAUAUGCGCUCGGAUACGACAACAACCGUUGUAACCACAAAAUCUUGAGGCAUUCUAAGAAAGAAUGCGAAAUCUACGAUUUUAAAUCUGAUUCAUGGAGGAUAUACUUCUUUCAUCAUGAUCUUCUUCUUUAG